Molecule: messenger RNA, 1077 nt
Organism: Colletotrichum aenigma
Lineage: Eukaryota; Fungi; Ascomycota; Sordariomycetes; Glomerellales; Glomerellaceae
Product: Secondary metabolism regulator LAE1
Exons: 8
Coding region: 1-1077 (358 amino acids)
Molecular function (GO): methyltransferase activity
Source: RefSeq, a predicted model, not a curated record
AUGUGCGCGACUCCGGAUCCAGCCGCGGCGCCGACCGGCUCGCCGCGCUCCAACACCGGCGCAGCAGCCGGCGACGGACCCGCCGAGGGACCCAUCACGGCGGAUCCUGCGCUCGAUACCGAUGAUGAAAGCCAGGCAGACACGGCAAGCGUUGUCUCGUCGUCUGCGUCCUUGACUGAGAGCAUCACCGAGUACCGCCGCCUUCAUGGCCGCACGUACACGCAGAAGACGGACUACUACGGCCCCAAUGAUGAGAAGCAGAACGAGGGUCUCGAGAUCAACCACUACUGGAUGACGGUGUUCUUGGACGACAGGCUCUUCCUCUCUCCGAUUGGCGACAACCCACAGAGAGUCCUUGACGUCGGCACGGGAACCGGUAUCUGGGCCAUCGACUUCGCGGACGAGUUCCCCUCAGCCGAGGUCUACGGCAUCGAUAUCUCGCCCAUCCAGCCCGGCUGGGUGCCCCCGAACUGCAAGUUCCAGAUCGACGACAUCGAGAAGAUGCCAUGGUCGUGGCCCGCGGCGCACUUUGACUUUGUGCACAUCCGCAACCUCGAGGGCUGCGUCUCCGACUGGCCGGCGCUCUACACCGAGGCGUUCGAGAUCCUGCAGCCCGGCGUCGGGUACAUCGAGGUCAAGGAGACCGACUUCGAGGUGCGCUCGCAGGUCAUCCCGGACCUCGACGACGAGCACCCGUUCAAGCGCUGGGCCAAGGUCAUGUUUGAGGCGUUUGACAAGAUGGGCAAGACGGCGCGGCAGCACCGCGACCACGGCAUCAGGAAGAACCUCGAGGCCGCGGGUUUCGUUGACAUUGUGGAGAAGACGUGGCCGAUCCCGAUUGGGAACUGGGCGAGAGACCGCAAGUUGAAGGAGGUCGGGUUCUGUCACCUGGAGUUCCUCGACCAGUCUCUCGAGGGCUUCGGCACCUUCCUCCUCAAGGAGAUCAUGGGAUGGGAGUACGCGGAGAUCCUGGUAUUCAUGAGCGAGAUGCGCAGGGAGCUCAAGAAUGCGAAGAUUCAGCCAAAGAUUGAUAUCCAUCUUGUCUACGCGCGUAAACCGGAGCAGGCAAAGAAAUAG